UAAAUUCUUCAAAUACCUGCUUUUUUGACAACAAAGAAAGCAAAUAAUCAUUAAUCUUUUGCUUGAGUGAAUACUUGUCGGUUGUCGCAGUGAUGAUUUCAAUCAAAUAAUGAUGAAAUUAAGUUUAACUUAUAUCGUUUUUGAAUUAUUGAAACUCACUUUUGAAUUGGAGUGUCACCACUACACACAAUUAGAGGUAAAUGAACAUGGAAAAGCAAGUUUGAUUCAAGUAAAACCAACUUUUUCGAAUGUGACGAAGAAACAAUGUAAUGAUGACGAAAAAUGUUCUAGACUUGUUGUUAAGGACAAUCUCAACAACACAGACAUUUCGAUUCAUGAAGGCCAAGUGAGCCCAGAGUUUGGUACAAUUACGAGCAGAACUUGUGGUGAUGACGAAAGAUGCAGUCGGGUCGUUUUAAAAGAUCAGAAAAACAUGACAUAUCAGUCUUCAGAUUGUCUUCGUGUCACACACUGUGAAAACCCCAAAGCGUUUUGUAAAAACCUAAUAAACUUAUCAAAUGGAACAUUUGUCCAUUGUAAAGUAAGUUGUUGCAACUCAACUUCCUGUGACGAAAACACCAAAACGAAUAGGACGUGUUAUGAGUAUCGAUCUUUCACUAUUCGUGAUAAAAUCGCUGUGAAAAUGCCAAAUGAAAUGUUUGUCAAUACUUGUAAAAAUGAUGAAUUGUGUAGUCUUGGAACAUUUAAAGAUGGCAAAAAUAUGACUCACAUUAGCCUGGGCUGUAUGGCUAGGUCUGUCUGUCAGAAUCCUAGUACAAUUUGUAACAAAUUAACUCACACGUCUUCGCCAUUUGUUGACUGUAAUGUCAAGUGCUGUCUGGGAGACAAGUGUUACUCUGAGCUCAUUCCAACCAUUGUAUCAAGAACAGAUUCUGCAACACCAACAACAGGCCAUGCAACACUAACAACAGGUCCUGCAAUGUCAACAACAGGUCCUGCAACAUCAACAACAGGUCCUGCAACAUCAACAACAGGUCCUGCAAUGUCAACAACAGGUCUUGCAACACCAACAACAAGUCCUGCAAUGUCAACAACAGGUUCUGAAACACCUCCAACAGGUCUUGCAACACCAACAACAGGUUCUGAAACACCAACAACAGGUCAUACAGUUACAUCAGCAGCUGUUUGUAAUAUUAAAUACCAAGUUUAUAUAAUUUUUAUAUCUUUGUUAUGGUAUUAUAUUAAUUUAUAUUGAUCAUAAUAACUAAGAUUAACUUCUUCGUUCGUUGUAAAUAUAUGCAAUUAUAUACAAAUUAUUUGACAUAAAAUACUUGUUUCUAACGCC
Molecule: messenger RNA, 1306 nt
Organism: Xenia sp. Carnegie-2017
Lineage: Eukaryota; Metazoa; Cnidaria; Anthozoa; Malacalcyonacea; Xeniidae
Exons: 2
Coding region: 110-1216 (368 amino acids)
Source: RefSeq, a predicted model, not a curated record